Molecule: messenger RNA, 5217 nt
Organism: Uloborus diversus
Lineage: Eukaryota; Metazoa; Arthropoda; Arachnida; Araneae; Uloboridae
Product: sodium channel protein 60E-like
Exons: 26
Coding region: 1-5112 (1703 amino acids)
Biological process (GO): neuronal action potential; sodium ion transmembrane transport; membrane depolarization during action potential
Cellular component (GO): voltage-gated sodium channel complex; plasma membrane
Molecular function (GO): voltage-gated sodium channel activity
Source: RefSeq, a predicted model, not a curated record
AUGAGCCGUCCUGCGAAUGGAGCAUCCGAGUUUGGGAUCGGAGGACCCCAGCUCGGAGCCCAAGGACAUGAAAGGCCCACAGAGUCUCCUGCCACAGUGAUGCCUGCGCACUCUAGGCCAUGGAUUAGGCCUUCGGACUCUGGAUCGGAGGGUCUGGGGUUCGGAGCCUAUUGGCCCCAGAUACGUUCUGCACUGUGUGGCAUGGAAAUCCGGCAUCAGUUCAAGAAGAUGGGCACAGAGACUUUUUGUGUGAUAGCCAAACGAUCAUCAAGUUACUACCUGUACAGAUAUUCAGCAGAAGAUUCUCUCUUCGUUUUCAGUCCGUGGUCGUCUGUCCGACGAUCUGCAAUUAGAAUAUCCUGCCACAGAUACUUUGAGCUGUUUGUGAUGACAACUAUACUGUUAAACUGCAUAUUCCUUGCCCUGUCUCAGCCAAUUGAAGAAACAGAAUAUGUAUUCCUCAUUAUCUAUACAGUUGAAAUGGUUAUCAAGAUCAUAGCAAAAGGAUUCAUUCUACAUAAAUAUACAUACCUAAGAAAUCCAUGGAACUGGCUCGACUUUCUAGUUGUCCUCUCUGGAUACAUCACUUUGAGCUUGCAAGCCAUAGGUGUCGCUAUUGGUAACCUUUCUGGACUUCGUACUUUUCGAGUAUUGAGAGCGUUAAAAACUGUAUCUAUUACUCCAGGUCUUAAAACCAUAGUGAAUGCCAUGCUACAUUCUCUGGGUAUGUUGGCUGAAGUGAUGACGUUAACAGUUUUUUGCCUUAUGGUUUUUGCCCUUUUAGCUCUUCAGUUGUACGUUGGUGUUCUGCGACACAAGUGUAUAUUCAAUGUACCUUUUCAAAAUGUAUCGCACGCCACUUAUGCCUUACACGUGAACAAUCGGUCAUCCUGGUUAUUGGACAGCGACGGACAGCCGGCUGUUUGUGGGAAUAGGACUGGAACAAGACACUGUCCAGAAAACUACACUUGCCUUCCUGGAAUUGAUGAAAACCCAAACUUCGGCUACACCAACUUUGAUUCUUACGGAUGGGCUUUGCUCACUACUUUUCAACUCAUCACUCUUGACUUUUGGGAAGACGUGUAUAACAAAAUCAACGCUGCUACUGGACCAACGAGCGUAUUUUUCUUCAUGCUGGUAGUUUUCUUUGGAUCCUUCUACCUGAUAAAUUUAACGCUUGCUGUCGUCGCCAUCGCUUACGAAGAGGAAGCAGCAACUACUCUCAGAGAACAAGAUAAAAUUAAACGUUUUACGGUUGGAUUGCCCACUCGCUUGUAUUCCACACUACUGGCCAUCAAGAUGCGAUCUCGAAUGCUUCAUCCGACGUUUCGCAGACGAUCUCGUCAGCCUCAGCGUUGGUGCAGCCCCAGAAGGGGAGCAGGAAACACUCCAAAUCGAAUCCAAGUACGUAGGAAUGAAAUUUCGGAAAACGCUUCCCAUCGAAAUUCAUUCCGAAAUUCAAGACGCACCUUCGCUCCUGGAGAAACAUUGUAUGAGGAAGAUGAAGAUGAUGCGGAACAGCACCACCGUUCUUCCAGUAGGACAAAGCGAACUUGUCUGGAAGAAGCUCCUGACAUUGUGAUUAGCACAGGAGGACAGCUUCCAGCCAUGGGGCGAACCCAAGGAAAUUUUUCUCGUUCUUGUAGACAGUUUCUUCAGAUUACAAUAAGCAUCUUUGCACAAAUCAGACGGAUUUUGACACUGAUUGUUAGCGAUCCACUUUUCGAUUCCUUCAUCACAGUUUGCAUUCUGUUGAACACAGCAUUUCUGUCUUUCGAACAUCAUGGGAUGACGGUGAAAAUGGAGAGAAUACUCAGACUGGGAAAUCUGGUAUUCACCAUCAUAUUCUCACUGGAAGCUGCAGUUAAGCUGCUUGCUCUCGGCCGCAGCUACUUCAGGAGCAAAUGGAAUGUGUUCGACUUGGUAGUGGUUGUGGUCAGCCUCGCCGAUCUAAGUUUCGAAACUGUCGGAGGACUAUCUGUGUUAAGAACCUUUCGUCUACUUCGUGUUGUGAAACUGGCCCAGGCAUGGCCGACAAUGCGUCUGCUCCUCACCAUCAUUGCCAGCACUCUAGGUGCUGUUGGAAACAUGACGCUCGUGUUAGCAGUCAUCGUCUACAUUUUUGCCAUCAUGGGCGUUCAGCUCUUCGGCGACAUCUAUGCUGCAGAAAACUUUGCACCUUCGCCAGUGCCUAGAUGGAAUUUCACUGAUUUCUGGCAUUCGCUGUUAAUGAUGUUUCGCAUCCUAUGUGGUGAGUGGGUGCAACCACUGUGGGACUGCAUGCGAGCUGCUGGUGAAAAGUACCAUGUCUGCAUCUUCCUGUUUCUGGUGGCGCUGACGGUUGGAAACUUUUUAGUGCUCAAUCUUUUCUUAGCCAUGUUGCUCAAUUCUUUCAAUUCACAAGAGCUUAAGGAGAAACGGAAAGAAGCAUCCGAUUCAAAACUGCUCAAAGGCUUCCAGCGAAUCAAGGGCGUCAUCCGCCGCACCAACGUUAUUCAUGAAUUAGACCGGGUCGAACCACUCCAGCAACGGCCGUCACCCCAACCUGUCUUCCAAAAACGGAGAUGGUCCGAGCCCGGGAUUGUUCUGCGUCCUAUGUCACCCAGAAGGUCGAACGACACCUCCAACAGUGUUUGGGACAAGUUUCUACUCUCCAGAGAUAUUCCAAGUACAUUGAGUCAGUACGGUUCUGCGAGGAUGUUGGCAGCAUCGGACAAAACGCUAAACAGACAUCCGUUGGCACAGUUCCAUGAAAAGGAUCCUCAGAACCAUUCAAGAGAUUCAAGUCCUCUGAAAAAAUGCGACGAAGAAAAUGUUCUUAAAGAACCACCCAAGUGUUGUCCAAGCUGCAUAUACAGGCACUUAGACACGGAAAAUAGACCUUUCUUCAGAUACUGGAAGAAAGGGAGAAGGCAUGUGUUCAAUAUUGUCAAUCACCGAGUAUUUGAGUGGGUGAUACUGCUUCUGAUCUUCUCCAGCAGUAUAGUACUGUGCUUUGAAGAUGUGUUCCUUCCCGACAAACCUCAACUGAUGAAGAUUCUCGGUUACUUCAACUUCUUCUUUACCGCAUGUUUCGUCAUAGAAGUGCUUCUGAAAUGGAUUGCGUUCGGUUUUAUGGUCUAUUUCAGCAGUCUGUGGACAACGAUGGAUUUUAUCAUAGUCUGCGUGUCUGUGGUGAGCGUUGUUGCAGAAAGUUCAGGUAGCGGUUUGUACGUUUUGAGGGCUUUUCGAACUCUCCGUGCUCUGCGACCUUUAAGAGCUAUAUCGAGAUGGGAAGGCAUGAAAAUCGUCGUAAACGCCCUGAUGUCGGCCAUUCCGUCCAUCUUCAACGUGCUCCUGGUGUGCCUGGUGUUCUGGCUGAUCUUCAGCAUCAUGGGGGUGCAGUUCUUCGGGGGCCGCUUCUACCGCUGCAUCGACGAGGAGGGCCGCACCCUUUCUCCCCAAGUCACCGCCGACGUGGGACAGUGCCUUAUCCUCAACUAUUCCUGGGUCAACAGGGACAUUAAUUUCGACAACGUCGGUAACGCCUACCUUGCUCUCUUCCAAGUGGCAACAUUUGAAGGUUGGACAGAGGUGAUGGAGUACGCAACGGACGCCACUGAAGUUGGAUCGCAACCCUACACGGAAGCCAACUUUCCAGCCUACAUUUAUUUCGUCACGUUCAUUAUUUGCGGAUCAUUUUUCACCCUUAACCUUUUCAUUGGAGUCAUCAUCGACAACUUUAACAUGCUGAAGAAAAAGUACGAAGGCGGCAUUGUGGAAAUGUUUUUGACUGAUAGCCAAAAAGCAUAUUACACGGCAAUGCUUAAACUUGGACGACGGAAACCUCAAAGAAUAGUUACCAGGCCUCAAAACAGAUAUUUGAGAUUUUGCUACGAUGUUGCUAUGAGUCGCAGGUUUGAGAUGAUCGUAUUUGCCCUCAUCAUACUGAACAUGAUCGCAAUGACCGUGGAGCACUACCAACAGCCAGAUGAAGUGACUCAUAUCUUGGAAACAUUGAAUAUCGUGUUCACUACCAUCUUUGGGAUCGAGGCUGUCAUCAAAAUCAUUGGACUGAGGCAGUAUUAUUUCACCUUCCCGUGGAAUGUGUUUGACCUGACUGUAAUUGUCAUGUCUGUCAUUGGAAUUAUUUUCGAAGAAGCGCUUCAGAAACUUGUCAUUAGCCCAACAUUGCUCAGAGUUGUUCGUCUCAUACGCAUCGGACGUAUCUUACGCCUCAUCAAGGCCGCUAAAGGGAUCCGGAAACUGUUAUUCGCUCUGGUGAUCUCCCUUCCAGCCUUGUUCAACAUUGGUGCCCUUUUAUUCUUAGUGACAUUCGUUUAUGCCAUCAUUGGCAUGUCUCUGUUCGGUCACGUUAAACUUCCAGACACAGGAGGGGGUGGAAGUGGCCUGUCGGAGAUGGUCAAUUUCCAGACGUUCGCAAAUAGCAUGGUCCUACUCUUCCGAUUGGCUACUUCCGCUGGAUGGAAUGAUGUUCUGGACACUCUAAUGGUCCGUCCACCAAACUGUGAUAUUCACUAUAAAGGCAUGCCAAAUGGAAAUUGUGGGCACCCAACCAUUGCGGUCAUUUACUUAGUCACUUAUAUCAUCAUUAACUUCAUGGUCAUCAUCAACAUGUACAUUGCUGUAAUUCUGGAGAAUCUUAGCCAAGCUAGUAAGGAAGAGACUGGUAUAUCGGAGGAAGACAUCGAAAUGUUCUAUGUCUGUUGGUCGCAGUUUGACCCAAGCGCCUCGCAGUUCAUCCACCACAGCCAGCUGUCAGAUUUUGUAGACUCUCUGGAGCCUCCACUGGGCAUCGAGAAACCGAAUGAACCUGCAUUAGUGGCUAUGAAUCUUCCCAUUGCGACAGGGGAUCGAAUUCAUUGCCUGGACAUCCUUCACAGUUUGGUGAAUUUAGUCCUCGGAGAUGUUGAAGAUUCGGAAGAAUUUCGGAUCGUUCGACGCCAAGUUGAUCAACGAUUCAGGAAAACGUUUCCAACGCGGAACCUUGUUGAAAUUGUUUCCACAACUCUGAAGCGGAAACAGCAAGAUAAUGCAGCAAAAGUAAUCCAGAGGACAUUCAAAAAGCAUUUAGUUCAAAAACAAAACAGUACCAGAGGUCAAAAUCCUUAGCCGGAAAUUUUUUCUUAGUGUAUAUGGUUGACAAUUAAAUUGCCAUAGUGUUUUUUAUUACAGUGAAACCUAUCUUGAUCCAUCUUCUUGUUCUACGAAUUCCUU